This is a messenger RNA of Fibroporia radiculosa, 558 nucleotides long. RefSeq lists its product as uncharacterized. Gene Ontology annotation, biological process: maturation of SSU-rRNA from tricistronic rRNA transcript (SSU-rRNA, 5.8S rRNA, LSU-rRNA). Gene Ontology annotation, cellular component: small-subunit processome; nucleolus. The transcript has 2 exons. Lineage: Eukaryota; Fungi; Basidiomycota; Agaricomycetes; Polyporales; Fibroporiaceae. The record is from RefSeq and is a predicted model, not a curated record. The coding region runs from base 1 to 558 and encodes 185 amino acids.
AUGGGCGGGGACGACGACCUCCCCUACCGCGAGCGCGCGCGGCAGCGGGAGGAGCGCCUCGCGCGCGAGGCCGCGAGGAGGAGCCGCGGGCAGGGCGGCGCGGACCUGGACGACGCCGAGCCGGAGGCGCGAGUCUCGGAGAAAAAGCGGCGGAGGGACGAUGCCGACGACGACGACGACGGUGGCGAGUCGGGGAGCGGCGGCGAUGGGGGGGAGGAGAACGGGUACUAUGAGCUCGUCCACCGCGCGUCGAAGGCGAAGAAGGAGAAGAAGAAGGCGGAGUACGAGGCGGCGAAGGCCGCGGCAAGGCCGGAGUUCGAGGAUAGUGCGGACGGCCCUCGUGCGCUGACGCGUGCGAUCCUCAAAAACAAGGGCCUGACCCCGCAGCGCAGCAAGAGCGUGCGCAACCCGCGGGUGAAGAAACGGCAGCGGUUCGAGAAAGCCAAGAAGAAGAUGGCUUCCCAGAAGGCCGUCUACAAGGACGGCGUCGGCAACAAGGGCGUGUACGAGGGCGAGAAAUCCGGCAUAUCCAAAGUGAUCAAGAGUGUCCGUCUGUAA